This is a messenger RNA of Solanum tuberosum (potato), 1691 nucleotides long. RefSeq lists its product as uncharacterized. The coding region runs from base 1 to 834 and encodes 277 amino acids. The transcript is spliced from 5 exons. Lineage: Eukaryota; Viridiplantae; Streptophyta; Magnoliopsida; Solanales; Solanaceae. The record is from RefSeq and is a predicted model, not a curated record.
AUGCUAGACUUCUAUUUUUCUACACAAUGGGCUUCUGGGCUUCAAAUCAGCCCAAUAUCGAUUGCAUUGGCCCAAGACCUUUACCGGCAAAAUUCGUCCCUUCUAUUUUUGGCGCCAAGGCAGCUCCAGCGGAAAUUGGCUCCGUCGAUUUUGCCGCCGGAAAUGUAUUCAACCGCCCGCCAAACUACCCUAGUUGACUAUAAUCAACGUCAUUCGCCGUCGACGACCUCCAAAUCUUCCUUGCAACUAAUUCACUCGCGUAGAAUUGUAUCUGUUUCUCUUUUCGCUAAAAAUCAUCACCUUCCCAAUAGAUGCCGGCGAAUCCGUACCAUAUCCGGCAGACAUUUAUCUUCUCAUUCAUCGGAAUCUUCAAGCGACUAUGAAAAUCCGCUUAGUUGUGAUUCAACUCAUAAUGACUUUGUACUGCCGCCAGGUAAGCUGCUGUCCAGAAAUGUAACAUGGAUUGGGGUUGCCACUAUUACUAGCAAAGUUCUGGGGUUAUUGAGGGAAAUUGUUAUAGCUUCAGCUUUUGGCAUUGGUCCUGUAGUAACUGCCUUCAGGUAUGCUUCGGUGCUGCCUGGUUUUGCUGCAUCAGUUCUUGGUGGUGUUAAUGGCCCUAUUCACAUCACAAUGACAACUACAUUAAGGCUAGUUGCUAUCUCUGUAUCUGCUACUUUCUUGAUUGCUAAAGCUGAAUUCAGAGUGUUCUGCACUCUAACUGCUACAGAAUUAUGUUUACCAGGAGCCAAAGGCACCAUAUUCCUGUUGUCGCCAUAUUCAUCUAAAACAGCAGGAAGGUUGCGAUACUUGAAUUUUAUGUGUCGCUACUUGUGAUAACCCAGGAUUCCUUGUGCUGCAGCACCCACAUAACAUGACAAAUUAUGUAACAAAGAGUAAAUCCUCUGGUCAUUUACCUUCUUUCAACAUUGAAGUUCUUCUGGAUUAGACCUCGGAGACCAACAGGGUUAGUUAGAUAAAGAGCUGAAUAUUGAAUUUUUAGUCCUCUACAUACAUAAAACUUUAGUUUCUUUGUCGACGGGCAUGUUUAAUGCUUACCUAACUUGCUAAUGAAUGAUUCUGUGGGUAGAUGCAUAUCUUCAGACGUAAGUGCAUGUGUUGUAGACAAUGAUAUCUUGUCUUCUCUCAUGAUAACUAAAUCUACCUGAUAUUAAGUAUGAGUAGUGACACGUUCUGGACAAGGGGAAGCUAUAUGGUGACUUCCACAUUGUCCCUUUUUUAUCCUUUCUUUUAGUUGACCUUUAUCUUCAUUGCUACCUAAAGUUCUAUAAAAUUUUGAACCAACUUCAAAGACUUUUGAGCUACUUUCUCAGUAGUUAAGCUUUUCCAUUUUACCCUGUGACUUUGUAUGUGGGGAUUUCAGAAUCAGUUAAGGGAAAAAAUUUAGACGAAAGGUAUAAGAUUAGUAAGCAAAUGCUUGUGCUGUUCGGAGCAUGAUAAAUAAAGUAUUGAUCGCCUCUUUAUCAAGAGCGAGCUUGCUAUGGAGGUUUGGAACCAUUUUGAUUGUCUUUUCAAUAAAAGAUCCUUCCAAAUGGAUUCCAUUCAGUCCCGGCAGUUUAACAGAUCUCGCAGGAAAUCCCAAGAUGGCUAGGUCACGUCUAUGCUUGCUAUUUUUCAGUUUGGGAACUCUGGAGGGAAGGCAAUAGCAGUAAAUUAGGAAGCCCAAUAUCUCA